Candida tropicalis MYA-3404 is the source of this 1797-nucleotide messenger RNA. RefSeq lists its product as uncharacterized. The coding region runs from base 1 to 1797 and encodes 598 amino acids. Gene Ontology annotation, molecular function: catalytic activity. The transcript has a single exon. The record is from RefSeq and is a predicted model, not a curated record. NCBI's taxonomy places the organism in Eukaryota, Fungi, Ascomycota, Pichiomycetes, Serinales, Debaryomycetaceae.
AUGUCGCGCAUUUACUUUUCCGCACUUUCAUCUUUCGUUUUCAUCGGAUACUGUAUAUAUAAAGAUCACCAUUCUGCAACCAACACAAUAAAAAAAAAACAACAACAAACAAACAAACAAACAAACAAUCUUACAACAUAUUAUAACAUCAAGUAUUUACAAAUGACAGUUACCCAAGUUCAAGAGAUCAAGAAGAUUCUUGCUUCCAUUUUGCCAUUACUUCCAGAAGAAUUUGCUGCCAAUGUUGAUAAACUUGAGUUUAGUAAUGAAUCAGGUGAAUUAUUAGUACCUACACCAUUAAAACAAACUGAAACUAUAUCUGCAUUGAAAGGAUUAGAAGCUUUGGUUGCUUUUAAAUUAGCUGAAGAAAGGUAUGGGACUGUUGAAGGUAAAUGUGAUAUUGAUUUACAUCAUGCUUUGUUAUUUUUAAUGUCUACUUAUUGUUCUUCAAUUGAUGGAUACUACAAAACUGAUAAGAAAGAAGUUUUGAAAUAUUUAAAACCAACUGAUUUGAAUGAAGCUCAAUCGGAUCCUUAUAGAAGAAUGUCUGCUAAUUUAUACAGAACUAAAGAUAAAAAUAGAUAUUAUCAUAUUCAUGGAUCAUUAGAAGCAUCUACAUGUUUGAAAAUGAUUGGAUUACCACCAUUUAUUAAAGGUUUAACUGAUUAUAAUAAAAUCGUGGAGAUUUAUCAGACUAAAUUGGAUGAAUUUACUGUGGAUGAAUUAGAAGCUUUAAAUAACAAGAAUAAACAAGCAGGAGUUGAAGCUUUAAAACAAGAAGAUUUUUUAGCUACCCCUCAUGGUAAAGUAAUUAGUAAACUUCCACCAUUUGAAAUUGAACAAUUGGAAACUACAACUCCACCAAUUGCAUUUAUUCCUUCAAAUAAUCAUAAAAUUCUUGAAGGUGUUAAAGUUCUUGAAUUAUGCCGUAUUAUUGCUGGUCCAACAAUUGGUAAGAUUUUAGCUGAAUAUGGAGCCACUGUUAUUAAAGUAACUUCAGAUGAUACAUUACCAGAUGUUCCAUUUUUUCAACUUGAUGCAAAUAUGGGUAAACAUACCACUAAUCUUAAUUUGAAAAAUCCAGAAGAUAGAAUUAAAUUUGAAAAUUUACUUAAAGAUGCUGAUGUUAUAAUUGAUGGAUAUCGUCAAGGAGCAAUUGACAAAUUAGGUUAUGGUAAAGAUAAACUUGCCGAAUUGGCUAUUUCUCGUAAUAAAGGUUACAUUUAUGGAUCAGAGAAUUGUUUUGGUUUUACUGGUGAAUGGAGUCAUAGACCAGGUUGGCAACAAAUUGCUGAUUGUGCAAGUGGUGUUGCUUGGGUUCAAGGAUUAUCAUUUGGCAAAAAUGAACCAAUGGUUCCUCCAUUCCCAAUGAGUGAUUAUGGUACCGGUUGUUUAGCAGCAAUUGCUAUAAUGUUGGGUAUAUAUAAAAGAAAUAAAAUUGGUGGUAGUUAUUGGUGUUCUUCAAGUUUAGUUCAAUAUGAUUUAUUGUUAUUGAAACAAGAUACAUAUCCUGAAGAAACUUGGAAAUCUGAAGUUACUCAAAAUGAAAUUUAUCAAGAUUUUAUGAAAAUCAGAUAUUAUGAUUCAGUUGAUAAAAUCAGCAAAACAGCUAUGCAAGCCAUGAUUACCAAACAACCCAAUUUACUUAAUGAUGAGAAAUAUUUUGUUAAAGAAUAUUCUGAUGCGUUCAAAGGAAUGUUAUCUACACUUAAACCGGUUUGUCAAUUUGAUAAUAUUGAAACAGGAUAUAAUUGUUCAAGUAGACCCAACGGAUACGAUGCCCCUGAGUGGUGGUAA